Danio rerio (zebrafish) is the source of this 5803-nucleotide messenger RNA. NCBI's taxonomy places the organism in Eukaryota, Metazoa, Chordata, Actinopteri, Cypriniformes, Danionidae. The record is from RefSeq and is a predicted model, not a curated record.
CAGAUCGUACAUUCUGUGUUUAAUAUGUUGCAUAUUACAGAACACAAGAAAUGAAGAAAAUAGUUCAAGUCUGUGUGGGCCGAUCUUUACAGGCAGAAAGCGUAGUGACAUCGUUUGUGUUGACGUAAAGUGAGCCGCGCGUUCUCUCUGUCCCCUCCCUCUGCUGUUGUUAAAGAACAGUCUGGUUGGCUGAAACGGAGAAACGAGAAGUCUGAUUGGUUGAUGCAACAAAUCGAGCAGCGUGAUUGGCUUAGGCCUGGAAAAGAUGGUUUGGGAUCCUCGAUGUACAGGCCGCAGUAGUGCUACCGUUGGAAAAAUAAUGAUAAUAAAUUGCAACAGAUUCGAGGGGAUCCGAAACGCAUCAGCACAUUGAAGGCAGUCGGGCAAUAGACAUUCUCCUUCCUGAUGAGAGCUUCAGGUUUUCUUAAAAUUUGUGACACUUUCACGUGAAAGGAACUACUGUCAAAUGUGAAGUGCUGUAGAACUGUCACAGAUUAUGGAUCAAGGUGGAGGGAUCCUGGAGCUUCACAAGGACUUGAAGAUGCCCCAUACAAUGAUAAUGCCAGAUUUUGGCAUGAGUGGCAUAGCCCACCUUGAUGGUGAGCACAUUGUGGUGUCGGUGCCAGAGGCUGUGAUGGUGUCAGAUGUGGUGACAGAUGAAGAAGGCAUCAUGUUGGAGACUGCCCUAGAAGCUGAAGUUGUAGAAGAGCCUGACAUCUGUCAAGAGGACGUCAUCACCACAGAGGGAGUGAUCAUGUCGGAGUCGAUCCUUGGAGCUGAAGUGGCCAUCCAAGAGGCUCUGAGUGGCACUGCGGAUCUGAUUGAAGAAACCGUGCCUGAUCAGGUGUUUGUGGCUGAGCUCAUGUCACCUCACAUUCAAAGCCCACUGGACCACAACCUGGUGUCUGCAGAAGUCAUGGUGACAGACGCGGACACGGUCAUUGACUCGCACGACACCCUGCAGUCUGAUGUCACCAUUAAAGCAGAUGAUGAUGAGGAGGAUGUGAAAAGCACUUCAGAAGACUACCUUAUGAUUUCCUUGGAUGAAGUAGGGGGAAAGCUUGACAUUGAAGACACCUCUUUAAAGAUCAGUGCAGAUGUCGGCCAAGAUGAUGACGGCUCAAAGGAGGAUGAGUUCAGCUCGGAGGUCAUAAAAGUUUACAUCUUUAAAGCAGAUGGAGAUGAAGAUGUGGAAAUAGGCAGCACGGAGGUGGUAGAAGAGAGUGAUUUUCCUGGUAGGCACACUGUGAUGGAGUCAGUGGGUUCAGGAAGGCUGCCCAGAGAGAAGAUGGUCUACAUGGCUGUAAAGGAUGCCAACCAAGAAGAUGAUUUAAACUGUUCGGAGAUGACUGACCAGGUGUAUAUGGAGGUCAUUGUUGGGGAAGAAGAGGCUCCUGCUAUCACAGAAGCUCAGAUGGAGGACUCACCAGUUAACAAGACCAUUGUUCCUGCAGCCUGGGCAACUGCUUAUGGAAGCAGUCUAGAAAGUAAGAAUGGUGCUGCCACUCCCUACCUGCAGAUCACUGACAGCAUCAGCACAAGCCGAGCACUUAAGCAAAAGAUUAAGAAGAGAAGGCGAGGAGAGACACGCCAGUGUCAGACAGGUAUGAGCUUCUCUGUAAUCAUUGGUCCUGAUGGGCAGCCACUGACUGUAUACCCCUGUCACAUCUGUGGCAAGAAAUUCAAAUCACGGGGUUUCCUGAAACGGCACAUGAAGAAUCAUCCGGACCACAUGUUCAAGAAGAAGUACCAGUGCACCGAUUGUGAAUUCACCACCAACAAGAAGGUGAGUUUCCACAACCAUCUGGAAAGCCACAAGCUCAUCAUCAAGAAUGAAAAGAUCCCUGAGUACACGGAGUACACUCGCCGAUAUCAUGAGGCCAGCCCGCUCAGCUCCAACAAGCUCAUUCUGCGAGACAAAGAGCCCAAGCUGCACAAAUGCAAGUAUUGCGAGUAUGAGACUGCCGAGCAGGGUCUUUUGAACCGCCAUCUUCUGGCCGUGCACAGUAAAAACUUUGCACAUGUCUGCGUAGAGUGCGCUAAGGGUUUCCGCCACCCCUCUGAGCUUAAGAAGCACAUGCGGACUCACACGGGAGAGAAACCUUUCCAUUGCCAGCACUGCGAGUUCUCUUGUGCCGACCAGUCCAAUUUAAAGACUCAUAUAAAGAGCAAACAUGGGACAGACCUGCCCUUUAAGUGUGGCCAUUGCCCACAGGCGUUUGCGGAUGACAAGGAGCUCCAAAGGCAUGCUGAGAUAUUCCAGGGUCAUAAGACUCACCAGUGUCCCCAUUGUGAACAUAAAAGCACCAAUUCCAGUGAUUUGAAACGUCACAUAAUCUCAGUACACACUAAAGACUUUCCGCACAAGUGCGACGUGUGUGAAAAAGGCUUUCACAGACCCUCUGAACUGAAAAAACAUUCGGAAACCCACAAGGGGAAUAAAGUACACCAGUGCCGGCACUGUGAUUUUAAGACGUUGGACCCCUUCACACUAAGCCGCCAUAUUCUUUCUGUUCAUACUAAGGACUUGCCGUUUAAAUGCAAGCGCUGCAAGCGAGGUUUUAGGCAUCAGAACGAACUUAAAAAACACAUGAAAACACACAGUGGCCGCAAGGUUUACCAAUGCCAAUAUUGCGAGUACAACACUACAGAUGCUUCAGGUUUCAAAAGGCAUGUCAUAUCAAUCCACACUAAAGACUAUCCCCACAGGUGCGAUUACUGCAAGAAGGGUUUCAGGCGGCCAUCAGAAAAGAACCAACAUAUCAUGCGACAUCACAAGGAAACCCUGUUAUAACGAUCUUUAAACUACAAGACAAGAUCUGACGCUGUCAUUUACAUGGUAAAAUUGAAAAAAUUCCUUAUUUAAUGGUCUGCUAAUAUGUAAAAAACAUAAAUCAAAUUUGAGGCGGGUAUAAGUGGUUAACAGUAUGGUCAUGUCUGUUUUUGUUUUGUCUGCAUAGAAAAAGUUAGGAAAAUGCUCAUUCUCCAGUGCCUAUAUUUUCUACCCACUUUGAUUCAAUUCAGUAAGCAAAUACUAAUCCUCAACAACGUUUGCCCUACAAUAAAAAUUGUCAUUAUUUACUUGCCCUUGUGUUGUGCCAAACAAUGACUUUUAUAUUGAGAUAGCAUAAAAGCAGUGCCACAUAAAACUUGUGCUGCUUUAUUUCAUUGCAGCUUAGCAUCAGAAAGGCUAAAACCGCAACAUAAAGGCAUCAUAAACUUAAGCUUUUCUAUUUUGUGCACAUGUUGGCAAAUGUUUGAAAGCCGGAUAAAAAUAUUCAAAUAAUUAUGUGUAGCAUAGAAAACGGUUUGAAAUAACUCAAGGGUGAGUAAACGAUGAUCAAGUUUAACAAUAGGUGUCAUGAUAGAUGCCAUAUUGAAUUGUACACGGAUGUAAAUUAGGCUAGACUCACUGCACAAUGUAAAGAUCCUACAUCACUCCUCAACUUUACAAUUCACAUUACACAAGGUUUAUGUUCUUGCAAACGAAUAUUUUAAAAAUAUGUUUUGUCAGCUGAGCAUUUGGCAUUUUGUCAAACAUCCGCACGAUCCACUUAACUAGGCUUUUUUUUACAUCAUUUUAUGAAUUAAAUGUGCUGUUUGCUAGUUUUUUUUUCUUUUGGCCGAGGACAAUAAAUAAUUCAGUUAUCUAUGGUAUGUUUAACCAUUAUGAUGUUAAUUUAAACAACUCUUGUAGUUAUCAGAAAUUGUGCUGUUUAAACCAGUAUGUUUUUUGAGGACUUUCAUACCAUUUGCUCCUUGCGAUCCUGGUGUCUUGAUUGAUUCUUCACAUAUCACUCUGUGUUGUUAACUUUGUGAAUACUGUUGCACAUUUUAGUGUAUAUGUACAAUGAAAUGUUAACAAUGCGAUGAACAUGCACAUACUGCCAAUUAUUUAGAAUCUCUUGAGUCAUGCCUUACAUCUGUUUUUGCACUGAAUUCAGCAAGUAUAAAUCACUUGUGAAUAUUUUAACAAGUUUCAGUUAUGCUACGAUAGACGUAUACAUUAACAAAUGCAAAUCAACAAAAGAGCUUUUACAACUUUUGCUUUUAUAAUGUCGCUACUUUGUUGAUCAUUUUUGGUGGGUGGGCAAAUAUUCACAUCCCAAAGAAGCCAUUCCCCUUCCAGAAGUAUUUGUGCGGGGAAAAAAACUCAGUGCUUAACAGGCAUGUCUUUAUAUACCAGUGACUGGCAUAGCUGUUGACUUCUUAUAUGUCUGUAGUUAACAGCAGUACCCUGCAACUAUAGUGCAGUAAACCAUACAUGGUGAAUUUUAUUAAUAAGAAGAGGUGAAGAGAGUCGGUUUUAAUCUAUUUUAUUGUCAGACACCCAAAUGUAGUAGUCACUCUAAUGGAUAAAAAAAGUACUAAACGCGUCACUGUUUUUUUUCUCAGAACACUUUUUAUAAUGUGCUGUGGAUUUUCACCAGAUGUCAGUAAACAACCCAAAGUAAUCAACAAAACUACUUGCUUUUGAAAUUAAGUGAUGUGUAAUCAAAUUAAAUGACACAGAAAAAAAGUAUUGAACACACAAAGAAAGGAUGGGGUAGAAAGGCAUGGAAAGGCCAGACAGCAGCGGAAAUCUCACAGCCAAAGAAACUCUUAGCUGGUUUCAGACAAAGAAAAUAAAGCUGCUAGGAAUGGCCCAGACAACCACUUGACCUGAAUUCAAUCGAAAAUAAGAGCUAAAGAUUAGAGUUGAUAGACAAGAACCACAGAACUGUCAAGAUUUGAAGAAUGUUAAUGUAUCGGGGGGGAAAUCACACCUGAUCAAUGCCUGUAACUCCAUUCUCCAUUCAAGAGUAAUCUGGAAUCUGUCAUCACUUUUAUACAAAGUAUUAAAAUACAUUUAAGUUGUUCAGUACUUUUUCCUUAAGUUAUUUCAUUGUUAUUGCACAUGACAUAAUUUCAGAAUGAAAAAACUAAAUUUUGGGUAUUGUUCGGGGUUUUACUGAAAUCUGGUACAAUUGCACCUCAGCAGCACCUUUAGAAUAUGUAUGUUUACAAGAAAAAUUGGGACUGAUCAAUACUUAUUUUAACUCCUGUAUGUAAAACAUAAGCUCUGUCUCAUAAGAACAUGUUUUAAGAUUGCAACAAUAGAGGAUUGAAAUCUUCAGUUCUGAACAAUACGUUCUGUUUCUUGAAAUUACAGAACACCCCUUCUAACAAUUGACAUCAUGACAGAAAUAUUGCAAUUUCAGUAUCAAAUGGAUGUUGCAAAUCUAACCUUUAUUAUUAUUAUUAUUAUUGUGAUGGCCAUCCUUUGUUCACAAUUGAAUCAGUUGUAUUAGGUUAAUGCUGUGAAACAAAACUGUUUAAUUGAUUAUGUAAUCAUAACUUUUAGGCGUAGUUACAGACUUCAUUAAGUGAGACCUGUAAACUGGAGAGAUAAAGCAAUUUAAAAAAUUGUUAAUAUGCUUAAAUUAUGAAUUAGGCCUAUUACUUUUGUGGCUUUUUGAAUAAUUCCAACCUUAGUUCAAAACUCACCUGCACAUGCAGUUGUUUGGCAGAUGCCUAGUGUUGAAAAUUAUGUGAGCAGUACAGAUAUUGCAGUGUUUGUUAAUGUUGUGAUUGGGUACUUGCAUAAUCCAUGAAAAUAAAAUUAAUGCAUUUCCUUGACUUUCUUUUUGCUAUUGGCAACCAAUGGACUACUGGUGAGGCGGUAAUACAUCUUUAGUUUUGUUUUAAUUGAUUAAUGUAUUUAUGUAUUUGCUUUAGAAUUGUUUUGCACUCUGGUGUUUUAUUGACAUUCAGCAAAUGGCACUUUUCAGAUGUAUGAAAAAUAAAAACAAUGAAAAUUGAA